This is a messenger RNA of Trichobilharzia regenti, 777 nucleotides long. The record is from the annotation of a GenBank genome assembly. Lineage: Eukaryota; Metazoa; Platyhelminthes; Trematoda; Strigeidida; Schistosomatidae.
AAGCUGAAAUGAGGCACCAGACAAUGUCACCGAUCUGUAAACUCUACAAAACGAACAUAAAGCAACCUAAUGACACUUCAUUGAAAUAUCAGCCACAUAUAUAUACACACAUAUAUAUACUCUGUGAGAUCAGUUUCAGUAUGAAUUUGUAGAGAGACAUAAAUAAGUCAGAAAUGUUUACUCGUCACUUCUAUCUUGUGUUGCCAAUUCUCCUAACAUUUGAAAUUAAUCCGAUUACAGCGCAAGUAUACAGAGAAGAUAAUUAUACUGUCCAAGUUUAUGGAGAGAAUCUGAUCUUUUUAUUUGAUGAGUCAAUAAACCAACUUAGACCAACUCACCUGCAUUUGAAUGCUUCUUUUGGCUUCCAUGAUACACUACCAUUUUCCAGUAAUUUUUUAUAUACACCAUUAGUGUUUUGUCAACCGUUUCAUAUACAAAUUACCCUGUUACAAAAUAAAACAAUUCAAAGAGUACUGAAAACACGUACAUACAACUUUCAACUGACUGAAGGUAGCUUGGAAAAGAGUUUAGUACCACGAGCAAUAUUGGAUAAUGCAACUGGUGAAGUGCAUUUCUACUGCGAUUUUAUAACAACAUCUGCAAGGAAUUGCAAUAUUUCCGUAAUCAACACGUAUGGCAAUGAUGCCGGUUAUUGUACAAACAAACUGGUGAAUGAUCAUUCUACACUUGGACACUUAAAACCAAAUACAACUUAUAAUCUUCAAUGCUUUGAUGAGUUUGGCUAUACAAAAGUCAAUUCUAUAUCAUAUGAAACCG